AUGUUACUAAGCAAAAAGUUUACCAAGAAAAUUCGCGAGGAAGAAAAUGCGAGUGGAAUUGCUGUGAACGACUUGACAGAGAAAGAAGCUCUAAUUGAGGAGCUAGUUUCCAGAGAAGACACCGCGACAGCGUCGGAAGCCGAAACUGCAUCCAAACAACACGAAAAAGAAACAGCUGAAAACAUGAGAAAGAAGGCGAUGGAGACCUUAGGAGAAACGAAUAAGCGAAAAUCCAAAAGCAAGGAUGGAUCUACCGACAAGCGGGGUAAGUCAGGCCGAUGUACGAAGCCACUCGUAGACUUCUUAAGAGAAAAGUCAGAAGCUGACAGAGAAAUUAGACAACAGGAGCUAGAAAUAAGAAAGCAAGAGCAACAAAGCCAGCAGCAGGUGUUUCAAACACUGUUGCAAAACCAGCAGCAGAUCAACGGUAUGAUCCUUGCUGUGGUUCAGAAAAUUCUCGAUGAUAAGUGAACGUCACUUUUUAUUUGUUGUGUAUAAGCUUAAAUGUAGAAAAAAAGAAUGAAACUUGACCUUUCAAACUUCAAUAUCUAGCAAGAGUCCCUCUUAAAAUAAGAGUUGAAGGGAGUGCCUUUUAAUGCAUUAAUAAUUCAUUGCGCACUCAAGACCAUUCCUUUGUUAUUCUGUUCAUGUUUGGACUUUAGGCUCGUGUUUACAAUAGACCUGCUUGAAUUUUUAUUUGGCUUUUAGACUUACAGUACAGGGAUACAACAGAGAGAUCAAUGAGGUAGAUCUAAAAGUUGGGGGGAGUUGUAGUGCAUGGGAAAGACGA
Messenger RNA from Porites lobata, 790 nucleotides. The record is from the annotation of a GenBank genome assembly. NCBI's taxonomy places the organism in Eukaryota, Metazoa, Cnidaria, Anthozoa, Scleractinia, Poritidae.